AUGGAGACUCCCCUCCACUUGACUAUUGUGCUUAAUUACUGGACCUCUAUUUUACUACUCCUCUUGAUCGGCGGCCUUUCACUUGGAUCGUCCCCGACCACGUCAAAUCUAGCUGACGAGUUUGGUGAUUCCACUUUGUACCAACAUGGCAGUAUCUUGUCGCCCCUUCUGAAGGCGCUGACAGCACAGGGAGUUCCAUGGCGAGACACGACCCCAAUAACGAGACCCGAGCCGAGAUAUGUUCGAUACAUGAAAAGACUGUACAGGAUGUCUUCUAGACAUGAGAGGAGUUCGGAAGGGAACAACCAUCUGUACAACACAGUUCGACUGAUAACCCCGCGGGAUGAGUGCCUGGAACAAGGCAAAGGUGAGCUCUGAGUUUUGGCUAAAACUUCAUUUACAUGGAAAUGUAAUGGCUUGAGUGAGGCCCUUCUUACAUAGGGACACUAGUUUAAAACAGUGUACAAAACAUUAGGAACACCCGCUCUUUUCAUGACAGACUGGCCAGGUGAAUCCAGGUGAAAACUAUUAUCCCUUAUUGAUGCCACUGGUUAAUUCCACUUCAAUCAGUGUAGGUGAAGGACAGAAGACGGGUUGAAGAAGGAUUUUAAAGCCUUGAGACAAUUCAAAUCACAUGUAUUAGUCACAUACACGUGGUUAGCAGAUGUUAUUGCGAGUGUGGCGAAAUGCUUGUGCUUCUAGUUCCGAAAGUGCAGCAAUAUCUAGCAAGUAAUAUCUAACAGUUCUUCAACAAAAACCUAACACACACAAAUCUAAGUAAAGGAAUGGAUUAAGAAUAUAUGGAUGAACAAUGUCAUUAUCAGAGUGGCAUAGGCUAAGAUGCAAUAGAUAGUAUAGAAUACAGUAUAUACAUAUGGAUAGUAUAGAAUACAGUAUAUACAUAUGGAUAGUAUAGAAUACAGUAUAUACAUAUGGAUAGUAUAGAAUACAGUAUAUACAUAUGAAAUGGGUAAUGCAAGAUAUGUAAACAUUAUUAAGAUAGUAAAGAAUACAGUAUAUACAUAUUAAAUGGGUAAUGCAAGAUAUGUACACAUUAUUAAAGUGGCAUUAUUAAAGUGACUAGUGUUCCAUUUAUUAAAGUGGCCAGUGAUUUUCAAGUCUGUAUGUAGGCAGCAGCCUCUGUGCUAGUGAUGGCUGUUUAACAGUCUGAUGUCCUUGAGAUAGAAGCUGUUUUUCAGUCUCUCGGUCCCAGCUUUGAUGCACCUGUACUGACCUCGCCUUCUGGAUGGUAGCAGGGUGAACAGGCUGUGGCUCGGGUGGUAGUUGUCCUUGAUUAUCUUUUUGGCCUUCCUGUGACAUCGCGUGCUGUAGGUGUCCUGGAGGGCAGGUAGUUUGCCCCCGGUGAUGCGUUGUGCAGACCGCACCACCCUCUGGAGAGCCCUGCGGUCGUGGUCAAUUGAGACAUGGAUUGUGUAUGUGCAUUCAAGGUUGGCUCUAGCGUUUUGGGGACCUUAAGCGAGAUUUGGGCAUGUGCCCAGUAAGUAUUCUGCCAUGAUUACUACAAGUUUAGAUAGCUGGCUUAACUAAUUUACAAUCUGAAAAUUGUUAGCCGACAAUUGAGUGACUGUCAGUGACAUAACAAGCGAAAAUUACUGAUGCACAACCACAUUUCUAACUUGCACCUUGUUUAUUCUACUAUGCUAACUCUCAACAGGAAGUUGAGACCCCACUGAGUUAAUAAAUAAAAACUUUACAAUUAUUUUGGUCUGGGGCCCUAAGGGGAGCGCUUAUGUCUGGAGCUGGCCCUGUGUGCCAUUCAGAGGGUGAAUGGGCAAGACAAAAUAUUGAAGUGCCUUUUUAAACAGGGUAUGGUAGUAGGUGCCAGGUGCACCGGUUUGAAUGUGUCAGGAACUACAACGCUGCUGGGUUUUUCACGCUCAACAGUUUCCUGUGUGUAUCAAGAAUAGUCCACCACCCAAAGGACAUCUAGCCAACUUGACACAACUGUGGGAAGCAUUGGAGUCAACAUGGGCCAGCAUCCCUGUGGAACGCUUUCAACACCUUGUAGAGUCCAUGAAUUGAGGCUGUUCUGAGGGCAAAAGGGGGUGCAACUCAAUAUUAUAUUCCUAAUGUUUUGUGAACUCAGUGUAUUUGAUGUAGCCUAGAUUUUAGGACUGAGCAAUUGAACAAAAAAACCUGCUAACUUAUUUACAUUAACAUUUGAGUCAUUUAGCAGACACUCUUAUCCAGAGCGACUUACAGGAGCAAUUAGGGUUAAGUGCCUUGCUCAAGGGCACAUCGACAGAUUUUUCACCUAGUCGGCUCAGGGAUUAGAACCAGCGACCUUUCGGUUACUGGCACAAUGCUCUUAACCACUAAGCUACCUGCUGCCCUUAUUCAGACACAUUUGGCACCAAUGCAUUAGCAUCUGGGUCUGGUCUGCUAAGUUAAUUGACUGUAUGUGAACCAGAAAAAAAGGAGCGCAUGAGAUGUCGCUUCCUCUUCCAUCUCUGGUUCUACUUCUUAUAGGCCUACAUUUCCCAUGUUUCCUACAGAGUUCUUCAUGCAAGACCUCUCCUACAAUCUGGACCGUGUCAGAGCCAAGGAGCAGCUCCUGAAGUCUGUCCUGCUGUACUUUUUCGAUCAAGAGCAGGCCACGUCCAUGACUACCCUGUGUUACCUAGAUGUGAAAGAGCAGGAUACCCAGGAUCAGUGUCCUCUCUGCCCCAGUACCCAUCACUCAGUCAACUUCCUGUUCCACACGGACCGCAGGAGGAAGUGGGUUGAGGUGAUUGUUGAUUUAUUUCAAUAUAAUUCAAUGCAAACAACUUUAUUUCUUCCCUUAGGGAAAUAGUAUUAAGACUAUAAAGGGCUAUAUUUGAUCAUUUAAAAGCACAAUUCAACCACCUAUUUGGAUACACUGCAUUACAAUCACAAAGGAUGUUAAACCACAAUAAUGUUUACUUUUUUCAUUGUGGCCCUCAAGGUGGACAUCACGGCGUUCCUCCAACCUCUCAUCCAGUCCCACAAGAAAGACAUCCACCUGCUCAUCAACCUGACCUGUGUGGAGGGAAGAGGCAGAGGGGCUAAGGGUGGAGGAGAGGAGCGGAGUGGUAGGGGCCCCGUGGAGCUCCACCUAAGGUCUCCGUCCUUGCUCCUGUACCUCAAUGACACCAGCGAGCUGGCACACCAAAGAUGGCCGCCCACCAGGUCACGAGGUCAUCCGAGGUCAGCCAAUGAGAUGGACACCUUUGAGAGCCUGGUGGAGUUCAAACCGGAGCGAAGGAUCAGCCGGAGCGAGAGGAGGAGACUGAGGAGAGAAUCUCUAGAUCUGUCAACGAACAACGCAGGAGGCAAAACGAGCACGAAGACCGUCCUCCCUGACCUCCUCCCGAGUUCUGACUUCCCUACGAGCGACUGUGCCUUGUAUGACUUCAGAGUGAGCUUCAGUGAGCUGAAACUGAGCCAUUGGAUCAUUUUCCCCCACAGGUACAACCCCAGGUACUGUAAAGGCACCUGUCCCAGGGCUGUGGGGUUCAUCUACGGCUCCCCCAGACACACUUUCUUCCAGAACAUGAUCUACCACAAACUGGACUCCUCUGUACCACGGCCUUCCUGUGUUCCCUCGGAGUACAACCCCCUGAGUGUCUUAACCCUUGAAGCUGACUCCAUCGCCUACAAG
Coregonus sp. 'balchen' is the source of this 3643-nucleotide messenger RNA. The record is from the annotation of a GenBank genome assembly. NCBI's taxonomy places the organism in Eukaryota, Metazoa, Chordata, Actinopteri, Salmoniformes, Salmonidae.